Molecule: messenger RNA, 2079 nt
Organism: Anolis carolinensis (green anole)
Lineage: Eukaryota; Metazoa; Chordata; Lepidosauria; Squamata; Anolidae
Product: carbohydrate sulfotransferase 6
Exons: 4
Coding region: 16-1737 (573 amino acids)
Biological process (GO): N-acetylglucosamine metabolic process; carbohydrate metabolic process; keratan sulfate proteoglycan biosynthetic process
Cellular component (GO): Golgi membrane; trans-Golgi network
Molecular function (GO): N-acetylglucosamine 6-O-sulfotransferase activity
Source: RefSeq, a predicted model, not a curated record
CGGACAAAUCGGCCCAUGAGCCGUUCCGAUUGGCUGGCCGUCGAUAACCACGCCCCUUUUCCGGUCCUUUGCGUUGUCGUGGAGACAGAGCCGCGCCAUGGCCGGGAGCAGGCGCAGCGCGGUGGCCGCUCUGGGACUCUUCCUCCUAGGCCUGCUGGUCGUCCUCGCGCCGCUGCUGGUGGCCUACCGGAGCCACGGUUUCUGGCUGAAGCGGAGCAGCUACGAGGAGCAGCCCAACGUCCGCUUCCAGCACGAGGUUCUGUUCACGGGGCUCCUGGCUGGAGAGGACGGCAGUGGCGGCUUCGUGGGAUGGAGCUCCUUUGCAGCUUGCAACCGGCUCCUGGGCGACCGCCUACGCCUCCCACUCCUCUCGGCCCGGGAGGAGGACUCGAACCAGGACGGCCUGAUGGACCGGCUCCACUUCCGCUUGGAGCUCCCUCUGCGGCCCUCAGAGCAAGUCGUGGGCGUCCAGCUCUUGCUGACCUUCUCCUACCGGCUGCAGCUGGGACCAGCUUCAGCAGCAGCAGCAGAAUGGUGAGGCUGCGUGUGGGCAGCCCAGCCUUGGCCCUCUUCCUGGCUGCUCAAGUGGGGCUGCUGCUCUUCCUCUUCCUGUGCGCCCACCACAGGGGCCUCUUCCUUCCGCACCCGGGGGCUGAGCGCCCCUCCUCCUCCUCGCAGACCCACGUCCUGAUCCUGUCCUCCUGGCGGUCUGGUUCCUCCUUUGUGGGGCAGCUCUUCAGCCAGCACCCAGAUGUUUUCUACCUGAUGGAGCCGGCCUGGCAUGUCUGGGCUGCCAUGCACCAGAACGGGGCCUGGAUGCUGCACAUGGCGGCCAGAGACCUCAUCCGCUCCGUCUUCCAGUGUGACCUGUCCGUCUUCGAAGCCUACCUGCCCGAGCGGCGGCGGAGGAAUGUGUCGGCCCUCUUCCAGUGGGCAGUGAGCCGAGCCCUGUGCUCCCCGCCGGCCUGCGAUUCCUUCCCACGCGAAGACAUCACCGGAGAAGGCGCCUGCCGGACCCUGUGUGGCCGCUCGCCCUUGGCCAAAGCAGAGGAGGCGUGCCAUAGCUAUGGCCAUGUUGUGCUGAAGGAGGUACGCUUCUUUGACUUGCGUGUCCUCUAUCCACUGCUCACCGACCCCUCCCUCGACCUGCGCAUCGUCCACCUGGUGCGCGACCCCCGAGCGGUGGCCAGGUCCCGCGAGCAGUCGGCCCGAGCACUCUCCCGCGACAAUGGGAUCGUGCUGGGCACCAACGGCACCGAGGUGGAGGACAGCCAGUUCCGGGUCCUGCGGGAGAUCUGCCGCAGCCACGUCCAGAUCUAUGAGACGGCCACCCUGAAGCCCCCCCGCUUCCUGGAAGGCCGCUACUUGAUGGUCCGGUUCGAGGACCUCGUGCGGAACCCCAUCGGGGAAAUCUCGGCCAUGUAUGACUUUGUCGGCCUGCGGCUGACCCCCAAACUCCAGGCCUGGAUCCACAACAUCACACACGGGGCUGGGCCAGGCCGGAGGAAGGAGGCCUUCCAGAUCACCUCCCGAGAUGCAGUCAACGUCUCCCAGGCUUGGAGGAACUCCCUCCCCUUCCAGAAAGUCAAGCAAGUGCAGGAGGCUUGCAAAGGCGCCUUCGGCAUCCUGGGCUACCAAACAGUGGAUUCCGAGAGAGAGCAGAAAGAUUUGUCCAUAGAACUGGUGUUGCCGCAUCGAAAGAGCCAGUUCAGUUGGGCCUCACUGGGUGGGAGCUAAACGGGACAUCACAUCUCUCUGUUGUUUUGCUCAUUCUCCAAACCACUGGAGCCUACUCAUUUUGAUGUCUGUAGUCAUGGCUCCUUGUAGUUAUGUACAUGCAAAGAGAUGGACUGAAGGGCUGGAACUGGUUCGCAGGGGCAAGCACUUGCACCCAGUCCUUUCUCUGAGAUGCGCCACCCAAUUCUUGGAAAACGAAAGAGACAGGAACAGAUUCUGCCUGGCAAGGGAAAACAAUGUGGGGAUUUUAGAAAGCAGGCUUUGACAUGCAUAAUGCUUCAAUACAGAAGACACCUCUGUCACCUGGGAGAAAAGUGCAAAUAGAUUAACUGCAGUCUUUCA